Molecule: messenger RNA, 1730 nt
Organism: Selaginella moellendorffii
Lineage: Eukaryota; Viridiplantae; Streptophyta; Lycopodiopsida; Selaginellales; Selaginellaceae
Exons: 5
Coding region: 633-1628 (331 amino acids)
Source: RefSeq, a predicted model, not a curated record
UGCCUUGGAAAGCGCGAGUUUUCUCCACUUAAGCUGGUCAUCCAAGGCAGGGUCGUGUACAAGAUUGACAAAGGACUCGAAGGUGCGAGAGUUAAGGUGGAAUGCUUCACAGGCACAGGCGCUAAAGACGCCUAUGGAUACACCGAUUCCUCUGGAAACUAUGAGGUGAUGGUGAGCGGCCUGGGGAUUGGCACGGCUGAUAUCAGUUACUGCGCGACCUCUCUUGCCGGAGGUGGAAAAACACGCGAGAGAAGUAGCGAUCUUACUCUAAAAUUUGUGACAAAGAAGGAAGUAGUGCUCCAAGCCAAAGAUAUAGUGGCCACUUGAUAGAUAAUGUUUAAAUUAUGGCCGUUGGAUUGUCCCUAUAUUCUUGGUCGAUUCUUGGUCGAUUCCCUGGUUCUCUGGCAGGCUCUCUCCUGGUAAGUUUCUUCUAGCGGCUUAGUUCUUUCUUUUCAAUUUGUGGCUGGGUUUAGUUCUUUCGUUGCAAUUGGCUGGGUUAAAAUGGUUUUGGUGGAGUGUAGCGCAUGAUCUCUAAGUUUCGAAGAUUUUGGGGAGGGAUUUUUUCUUGCUGCGUGAUCACGCCGGUUUGGGUUGUCAAGGCGUGAUCUUUGUGAUCGAGCUAGCUUCGCGAGAUGGAUGGAAGAACCCUGGACAUGCUUACUUUGCAAACCAGGUGGAUUGAGAGAUCUUCCAUAGCGGACAUGUCCAUCAACGAGCUCUAUCUUCUCUCCCAGGUGAUGAGCACGUAUCCCCGCCAGUGGAAUGCGGCUCUCAAGCGCUCGCUUCUCAUGGAUAUCGCGGUUCUUGCGAACGAGAACAGAGAUGGCGACGUUCAUGCCCGGAUAAAUCGUCUCAACGAGUUUCUUCUAGCUCCGCUGGCCAGGAUAGUGCUCACCGAGAGAGAAGCGAUGAAGUCGUCCAGAGAGGCGGCGGCGGCGCGAGAGCAGCAGCUCAAUGCGGCGGUGGCGGCGCUGCAAGACGAGAAGGAGGCGGUGUCAAAGCAGCUCGAGGAGGAGAAGGAGCAAACCUUGCAGCAGAACAUGUUCAUCGAGACGCUCCUCAAUGAUAUGGACAAGAUGGCCAAACUUAGCGAUCACCGGAAGAAGAAGAUCCUCCAGCUGCAGCACACGUUGUUCGUCAAGGACUUGCAAAUCCACAGGCUUACGUCCGGCGAGCGGGAGCAGCCAGACUCUCAGGUCCAGAGCUUCGAAGACAGCAUCAAAGACUGCCUCCAGUGGGUUUCUGCAGCUGAAACAAAGACGACAAUGGUGUCUCUCUCACUGGCUGACGACCAGAGCUCGUCAAGAGCUCCGGUUUGCAGCACGUCAUCAGUCUCCAGCAACCUUGGAAGUGGCACGACCACGUCAGGCCCGGAUCCACAGAAGCAGAAACUUGAACAACAAAGCAUUCCAGUGUCACUCCAAGAUGACGUGGGGUUGCUCCAACUGCUUCUUGCCGGACUUUGGCACGAAGGCGUGACGAGCGUGAAGAUAAUACAAGACUCUGGUUUGUGCUCUGUACCGUCAGCAGUGGUACAUUUUUGGCUGGGACUUGCCAGGCACAUUGCGAGCCGCAUGGCAGAGACGGUACAAGACUCGGCCUUGGGAUUGUUUUCCCAGCUCCUGUAAACGUCAGCCAAGGGCCACAGUACUGGCCAGCCUAGGACACGUAAAACCUUGUCUAGAGCUGCAAUAAGCAGGACAAAAAGGAAAGCUGGAAGUUGCUAGUGA